Marmota monax (woodchuck) is the source of this 1850-nucleotide messenger RNA. It is a transcript of the gene Alx3, whose product is annotated as ALX homeobox 3. The transcript is spliced from 4 exons. The record is from RefSeq and is a predicted model, not a curated record. The coding region runs from base 12 to 1043 and encodes 343 amino acids. Gene Ontology annotation, biological process: regulation of transcription by RNA polymerase II. Lineage: Eukaryota; Metazoa; Chordata; Mammalia; Rodentia; Sciuridae. Gene Ontology annotation, molecular function: DNA-binding transcription factor activity, RNA polymerase II-specific; RNA polymerase II transcription regulatory region sequence-specific DNA binding.
CCCGAACCGGCAUGGACCCUGAGCGCUGCACGCCUUUCGGCGUGGGGCCCGCACCCGGCCCCUACGGGCCCGCAGGGGACGAUUCUCCAGGUCCCCAGGGGACUCCAGCCGUUGCGCCUCACCUGCACCCCGCGCCGCCCUGCGGCCCGCGGCUGACCCGCUUUCCGGCCUGCGGGCCCCUGGAGCCCUACCUCCCAGAGCCAGCCAAGCCGCCCGCCAAGUACCUGCAGGACCUCGGGCCCGGCCCGGCGCCCAACGGCGGCCACUUCUACGAGGGCCCAGCGGAAGCUGAGGAGACAGCUUCCAAAGCCGCCAGCUUCCCUCAGCUGCCCUUGGACUGCCGAGGGGGCCCCAGAGACGGGCCCGCUAACUUGCAAGGCUCCCCAGGUCCCUGCCUGGCCAGUCUUCGUGUCCCUCUUUCCCCGGGACUCCCUGACUCCAUGGAGUUAGCCAAGAACAAGAGCAAGAAGCGCCGUAACCGCACAACCUUCAGCACAUUCCAGCUGGAGGAGUUGGAGAAGGUCUUCCAGAAAACCCACUACCCUGAUGUGUACGCCCGGGAGCAGCUGGCUCUGCGCACAGACCUGACCGAGGCUCGGGUUCAGGUCUGGUUCCAGAAUCGCAGAGCCAAGUGGCGGAAGCGUGAGCGUUAUGGGAAGAUGCAGGAGGGACGGAACCCCUUCACAGCUGCCUAUGACAUCUCUGUGCUGCCCCGCACUGACAGUCACCCCCAGCUGCAGAGCUCCCUGUGGCCCAGUCCAGGGCCCGGGAGCCCAGGAGGCCCUUGCCUUGUCUCUCCAGAGGGCAUUCCCUCCCCAUGCAUGUCCCCAUACUCCCACUCCCAUGGGAAUGUGGCUGGCUUCAUGGGGGUGCCAGCCUCCCCUGCAGCCCACCCUGGCAUCUACUCCAUCCACAGCUUUCCUGCUGCCCUGGGGGGCCACAGCUUUGAGCCCUCUCCGGAUGGCGACUACAAGUCUCCAAGUCUCGUCUCACUCAGGGUGAAGCCCAAGGAGCCGCCCAGCCUGCUGAACUGGACCACGUGAUGGGUGGCAUUGAUAUGUAACUGAGCUGCCCACCCCCAUUUAUGUUCUGAGCUGCUCUGGGCCCACCCUGCCUGGACAGCAGAGAGCACACACAUCUGCUUCCAGGGGCCUUGGAGAGCAGCAGGGACCCUCAGCCCUGGCAGGAAACAUGCAAUAGGGUCUUUCCUUUAGGACUAUUUAGGAGAAAGGGGUUUCUAAGCAGACAGGAUCCUUCCUGUUACAAAAGUCCUUUCAUUCAAACUGGACUGGAGGGAGGGACAUUGCCCUGCCUACUCCAGACUGCCCAAGUCCAGCUGUUGCCUUUCCAGCUAAAAAGGCCCAACUCUUCAUUCAGGGAGCCCAGGAAAAAGGGAGAAGAAAAUUGAACUGGGAGGAACUCUUUGUUACACAGGGGAAACCAAAGAGUUUGGUUUAUGACAAAGGGGAAACCAGAGUCGAGGGUUGGCCUCACUUCUCCCACCACCGAGGGGCAUGCACCCAGUGUCUGGCUUGGAGGACAGCAUGAAUGGUGUGGUCUCCUCUGCUCCAGCCAUCCCUUACUCCUGCCCUGUGCCCGAUCUCCCAACAUGCUAUGCAGUCAUCUCCUCCAAAGGGCAGAAAUUCCUCCAGAAACCACCAAAUAUUUGGAUUCGCUUCCAUGGGACCAGAGCAGGCUAGGCCAUGGAAGCCGUGUUAGAUGUAGGUCAGAUUCAAACAGAUUUCUAUAGUCUCGGAGCCCCUGGGAUUCUAACCCCCAUUUUUGUAAAGAUACUUUUGUAAACAAAACAAGUGUUGCCCGGCAUUGUGAUAAAAAUGGUGGUGUUUUUA